Camarhynchus parvulus is the source of this 2373-nucleotide messenger RNA. It is a transcript of the gene DCK, whose product is annotated as deoxycytidine kinase. Gene Ontology annotation, cellular component: cytoplasm; mitochondrion. Gene Ontology annotation, biological process: nucleobase-containing compound metabolic process. Gene Ontology annotation, molecular function: ATP binding; deoxycytidine kinase activity. NCBI's taxonomy places the organism in Eukaryota, Metazoa, Chordata, Aves, Passeriformes, Thraupidae. The record is from RefSeq and is a predicted model, not a curated record. The coding region runs from base 366 to 1139 and encodes 257 amino acids. The transcript has 7 exons.
UGUCUUCCCAAUGAUUUUCAGUAACAACCUCUAAGUUCAAGUGCCGGCGAUCUCCUUAGAGCCAGCUCUCCUGCCAGUGCCAGGCCAUUCCCGGAGGGGUUUUAAGGCAUUCGGUGACCGGGAGGUGCCUUUGUCCCCUUUUCCCGUUCCCUUUGUCCCCCCGCGCUGGCAGCGGGAGCAGCUCCUGGCGCCAUCGAUGCGCUCUGCGCGCCUCUGCGGGCGCGAGCCGAUGACGUCAGCGGUAGCCCCGGCCAAAUUUAAAGGCGGCGCGCGCCAAAUUUGAAGGCGGCGCGCUGGUCCGGGUCCCGGUCUCGCGCCCCCUCAGACCGCGUCUCGCGCCCCCUCAGGCGCCCCCUGGGGCCGCCAUGGCCACCCCGCCCAAGCGCGGCAGGCCCGACGGCCGCAUCAAGAAGGUCGCCGUGGAGGGCAACAUCGCUGCAGGGAAAUCCACCUUUGUGAACAUUCUGAAACAAGCCAAUGAGGAGUGGGAAGUGGUUCCCGAGCCUGUAGCUAGAUGGUGCAAUGUCCAGCAAAGCUCUGGAGACGACUGUGAGGAGCUGAGCACGUCGCAGCGGAGCGGCGGGAACGUGCUGCGCAUGAUGUACGAGAAGCCGGAGCGCUGGGCCUUCACCUUCCAGACGUACGCCUGCCUCAGCAGGAUCCGGGCUCAGCUCGGCGCCCUGGACCGCAAGCCUGGCAGCGCCCAGGACCCCGUGGUGUUCUUCGAGCGCUCCGUCUACAGCGACAGGUACAUCUUUGCUGCUAAUUUGUACGAGUCUGACUGCAUGAAUGAGACCGAGUGGACAAUUUACCAGGACUGGCACGACUGGAUGAACAAACAGUUUGGCUCAAGGCUGGCGCUGGAUGGGAUCAUUUAUCUCCGAGCCACUCCUGAGAAAUGCUUGAAUAGGAUUUACUUGCGUGGAAGAGAUGAAGAACAAGAAAUCCCCAUAGAAUAUCUGGAGAAGCUUCACUACAAGCAUGAAAGUUGGCUCCAGCACAGGACACUGCGAACAGAUUUUGACUAUCUACAGGAAAUUCCGAUUUUAACGCUCGAUGUUAACAAGGACUUCAAAGGCAAAAAGGACGAAUAUGAUGACAUGAUCGAAAAGGUCAAGGAAUUUUUGAGCACGUUGUAAUCCUCUUUGAAGUGCAGACAGAGUCAAACCAUUCCAAACUUCUGUGUGAUUCCAAGUGCAGCUUCUUCCUUCUUUUAUAGGAGGCCUCUGGAGAGGCAAGACUCAGUCCUGGUGAUUUGGUUGUGAGGAACAAAUAAACUUUGGGAAUAGGGGAAUUAUUAAAUAAAUGGGUACGUCUAUUCAGUAUUAUGUGAAGUGACAUGCACAGAUUCUGAAGAGACAAGGAUUCUGAGCACUGCCAAAUGCUGUGCCAGUUUUUGAUCAGACCAAUGAGUUCCAGAGUAGUUUGUAGGUGUUUUUAAUUUAUUUUGUGCCCAACUGCUGUUUAAUUUUGAAGAAGGUACCUGGUUUUUAGAUCUCUUCAUUGUUUUUUUAGCUGCAUGGAUUUGUAAUGGAUGUUUUCUUGUUCCCAGGAAGUAAAAGCUGAAAAGAGUUUUUGCUGCUGAGGGCAUUUUAUGAUAACCUAGAAUUUUAUGGUUUAAGGUACACAAAAAUGUUUUCUGAUUCUUUUCAUAGAAGAAGUUCUUCGUAGAAUACACUGAAUUAAAGCCAAAUGUGACUGAAAUUCCCUAUAUAGAAAAUGAAUUUUUAUACCUACUUCUGUUAUGCACUGCAAACUAGGAUAUUUGAGUUUUUUUGUUUUACCAAUUUUUAUUAGCUUUUCCAAAAAGAGUGCUAUGUGUGUUGCUGGUCAGUCCUUUUCUCCUGGAGAGGAAUAUGUUUGCUUGCUAGGCACUGCGCUGGGCAGAAGGGCAUUUUGCAAAUGGCCUCCAUCUGUAAAUGAUGUGUUGCUGAACCAUCCCAUAAUCGCAUUAGGGAUGUGAGAGGUGGCUUCCUGCCUUUGUUCCAGCUGCUCCGUGUGUUCACUGAGCCUUCGGGGUGCUUAUCCCAGAUCCUGCACUGUUGGAAGUAGGUUUUUCAGUCUCACCUGCUUGGAGUAAGGUGUGGAGACCUGUGUGGAGUAGCUGCUGCCUGAGCCUCUUGUUCCAGGUGCACAAAACAAACUUCAGGCUGCCCAUCUCCAGUGCUGGGUUUUGUGAGCUGCCUUGUUCUGCUUUGAACAGUUCUGAGUGCACGUUCGGCUUUUGAAGGCAAAAUUUUAUUGUAAAGCUUUUUAUUGUCUACCAUGAUUCUUCUGCUACCUGCUUGCUGGAGAUGAGAUUUGUUCCUUUAUGGCUGGAGUUGUGCUGGUAUUCCCUAAUCAUUGGCUGAAAAAUAAAAGUGGUUGGAAAGA